UCUCUCUCUCUCUCUCCCGCCCAAUCGUGACUGCUUCUCUUCCUUUCGCGAUGGAGUAUCUGGUUUCUUCCGAUUGCUGGUGGUACUCGGCCUCCUUUCCUUUCACCGACCACCUUACCCUCCCUCUUUCCUCCCUUAUCAUCCUACCUGGACAUCGUCCCUUGCCACUCGCCUCUCCUUCCCAUGAGGAGUAGACUUGUCUGUGGUCGCUCCGCGCGCCACUGCACCUACAUGCACACAGUUUCCCUCCCCCGCCCUUGUGCACAUACAUGCAUAGUAGCAAACAUUCUUGCCGAUGCGCGCACCGAGCGUGCUCAUACGCGCACGCACACCCAUCGGCGCCCUCAUUUCCCCCCGCGCAUGUACACGCAUGUGUGUCUGUCUUCCUGCGUGUGUAUGUCCGUGUGUUUCGUAUGUCCCUGUGUGGCGCCGCGCCGCACGUUGGCCGCUCGACCGGGGUGCGCAUUUAGCCCCCUUUCUCGGUUAAAUUAAUCGAGCGCAAAUGGUGUUCCCA
Messenger RNA from Fonticula alba, 514 nucleotides. RefSeq lists its product as hypothetical. The coding region runs from base 184 to 492 and encodes 102 amino acids. Lineage: Eukaryota; Rotosphaerida; Fonticulaceae. The record is from RefSeq and is a predicted model, not a curated record. The transcript is spliced from 2 exons.